Cantharellus anzutake is the source of this 1505-nucleotide messenger RNA. RefSeq lists its product as uncharacterized. NCBI's taxonomy places the organism in Eukaryota, Fungi, Basidiomycota, Agaricomycetes, Cantharellales, Hydnaceae. The annotation marks the transcript as partial. The transcript is spliced from 2 exons. The record is from RefSeq and is a predicted model, not a curated record.
CCACCUAACUGAGCGAGGGGGUUGGUUGGUUGUGGUUGUUGGAAUUCCUUUUCGGAUAUCGAUUUCGGUUGCGCGGACGGCCGGACGGACGUAAAGCGGUUUCAGCGGAAAUCGGAAUCGGGGAAUCGGGUGGAAGGAAUACGAACGGACGGACGGACGACGGUGGUUAUAAAACCCCUUUUUUGUGAACGACCAUAAGCAUACGGGGAGGGAGGGGAAAAGAUCUCGUUAAACUGUUAACCGGGUUGUUGGUUUUACAUCCCAUUAGUUACUAUUCCAGCAGAAGAAGGGGAGAAAGUUUCGAAGGAAAUACGAUGGAUUCACCGAGAAGUUCAGCGAGCGCCUCACCUACGUCUUCUUCCAUACCUGGACCUCAGCUUCAUUCACAUUCCCAUUCUCAUUCCCAGCACUCACGCUCUAGCACUUCCCAACAUACUUCUCAUAAUUCUCAUAAUCAUUCAUCAUCAUCACACUUGAAGCAGCAUCAUCAUCCUCAACAACAGGACCAAGACCAACAGCAGCAGCAGCAGCAGCAACACAGCGGUGGUCAUCCAUCGCAUUCAUCAUACCCGGUCACUCAUCAAUACACCGCCGCCAGUGCUAGUAGUACUGCUGCCCAUUUAGCACCUCCUCCAGCGAACACUACCCAUUCAUCACAGCAGCAAGUACAAUUACCGUCCCUGGUGCCACCUCCCCACUCCUCUACCUCAUCUUCUUCCAACUAUCAAGAACAGAUACUGCAACAACAACAACAACAACAACAAUUGCAGCAUCGUCGUCAGCGCCAACAUCAACAUCCUCCUGCGCCACCUAUAUCAUGUAUAGAUGGACAGCGUACACCUACACCCUCUUCUUCCACUAUUCCACCCCCGCGUCCUGGAAGUGGUGGUGGUAGGACUGGUUUGGACAGUUUGGAUAGUGAGAUCGUUACGCUUCAUUCGGGGAGUGGUGGGAAAGGUGGAAGGGAAGGAGCGAAUGGGAAGGUUGGUGGGAAGAGAGGGGCAGGAGGUGGUGGUGGUGGUGGUGGUGGUGGUGGUGGUGGUGGAUCGGGGUCUCGGUCGGGGUCAGGGUCGGAAGGACAGUCUGGGGAAGGUGAGCACCCUUUAAUUUGAUUCUCCCGGAUAUCUUUCUUUUCUUUCUGGUUCACCGAUGGGAUUGAUUGAUCGGGGUGUUUGAGAGAGUCAUAACCUCCGCUUCCCGAUUUCUUUUAUUCUGUUUUUCUUUUUUCCCACUCCCUCCGUCUUCAUCUUCCGCUGGGUGGGGGCAGCCAGCUGUUGCCCCAGGUACCUCCCCGCUCGACCUGACAAUGUUCUUUCUUUCUGUUUUGCUUUGGUGGGUGGCGGCCGGGGGAAUGCCAAUUUUGGAUCUCGGGUCUAGAAUUCGUUGAUUCCGGCACUUAGCACCCUCAAUUUUCUGACCGAUGACCGCCUUCAUCACUCUUCCUUUCUCCUCUUUAUAACAACAAUGUGUUGAGGGAUCGUAACUGAUUACUUUUCUCCCCCCCC